Messenger RNA from Tuber aestivum (summer truffle), 1772 nucleotides. NCBI's taxonomy places the organism in Eukaryota, Fungi, Ascomycota, Pezizomycetes, Pezizales, Tuberaceae. The record is from the annotation of a GenBank genome assembly.
AUCUCCCCAUCUCCCCGUUUCUGACUCCUCAACCUUUUCCGCUUCCUUCUAUCACCCCUUCCCCGGGCCACUCAAUGUGGAGUGAUUGAAAACCAAUAAAAUUUUCUCUUCAUUCUCAAAAUUUCCCUCUCUUCCAUUCUUCUCCUCCCCUCUUCCUCAUCCCCCCAUUUCCCCUUCUUCGGCUCUUUAACCUUUUUCACUUCCUCCUAUCACCCCUUUUCGGGGGCCACUUCCGCCAAAACCCACGCCAGCACCACCGGUGCCCCGUCCCUGCAUCAUAGCCCGGUACUCUAAGUACUAUUUAUCGAGCCACCGUCGCAACCCAACGCUAGUCUUGACGAAUUUGUCGACGCAUCUGUUAGGCCUCACUCCAAAGUCUUUGCCUUGUGAUCGCCAUACUUUGUUGUCUCCUCUCGCGUUCCUAUCAUCUCUGGAUUUCCUUGCUCCAGCCCCGCUGUUAAGGAGUUACGACCUUGACAAAUAACAGUUUCCGAGUCCCCAACCUUCCGAUCCAUCAAUCAGCAACCGAACUACGAUCAUCGCCCCCACGAGGAGGCAGCGCCUUCAGACUGAGUGCGGGGAUCUUGGACUUCCUACUACGGGGUCAGUCGCACAGCUAAUCAAGCGUAUCAGAAAAUAUAAGGAAUCCCGGGAGACCCCGAUGUCAGACGAAGAGGAUCCAGAAUCUAUGGAUGAAGAGGAUCUAGAAUCUAUGGAUGAAAAGGAUCCAAUGUGUGAUGCUAUACUCGUCACACAAUCAAUGUUUGGCGGAGAUGACUACAUGAAGAUGCAAGCUAAAGUAACGUUCGAGGAGGAAUUAAAAAAGGAGCAACUGGAAGUUGAACAUGUGAGAGGAGAAGUUUAUGUCGGAAAUCGCCGCGGGCUUGAUCUCGCCGGUAUGAAGGCCAAGCUCAGUGCGCAUGAAAGCAAGAUCUGUUUUCUUGAGGCCUGUGUCCAGGACCUCAAAACCAAUGCCGAGGACCUCAAAAACAAUGUGAAAGCUCUGACAGGGCGCGUGUCCGUAUUGUCGAUUGCCGCAAAAGAAUAUAAAUGGGUGCGGCAGAGAUCCCUUAGCACCUUCAAGCGAGAUCAUCUACCGGACACGAUGGAGCAAUCGGACUACGACAUUAUCCGAACUGUUAACCAAAUCGUGCAUGAGGGAGAUGUUGUAGUGGACGCCUUCUUGUACGAGGAGGGGGGGAGGCGCGACACACACACAUUCGAGGAACUGUAUGGAUUACACCCGGCCAUUGUUAGAACUAUUGGUGAGUAGCCCUCGCUAUCUCAUGGGUACCAUAAGAACUUGGAUAAUCGAACCGUGUGCUAUGAAACCCAAAAUUCCCUUCUCUGGAAUAGGGAGAAAAAAAACGCAGCAAAAACACAGCCCCCUUCCCCUUGCUGAGAUAAAAAAAAAAUCUUAACCUUACUGAGAAAGGAAUUCCAAUGACAUAGCACACGGUUCAAUUAUUCAAGUUGCUAUGGUAUCUUAACUUAAGUAUUACAGCUAACUUCUCCAGAACACCCGGAAACAUUAAACAUCCUGAAUCUCCACGCGCAGGUCCGGGCACAUAAACAUAAAACAGGGACCGAAGAAUUUUUUCAGAAAUUCGCUGCAUUUAUCCAAGCGUUCAGUGAAUCCAGUAUGAACCCGAACUAUUUGACCAGCGAGCCCCGGAACGCAACUUGUAUCGCAUAUUGGGCAUUACAUAAUUGCCCAAAAUACAAGGACGGUGGGGGGUAGCGUUGCGAUGUGGGCGUCCUACGAGGGAGAU